AAGUGAACGUUGUUACUGUAUCCAACAUUGGUGCCAUCCUCAGAAAUAGACAACCUUCGGGUAUCACAGUUCAGUCCUAGCCUUUCUGUUUUGACCCUUGUACUCGAAUAAGCCCCCCCUCCCUAAACAAUCUCGGGCUCUUCUCCCGGCAAUUCAUCACAUUGUUCCUUUCCCUUGCUCGACCGGCAGCUACCAGACAUGCAUCAAACACUAAGACCGCUUGACUACGGAUGCACGGAUUGGCGGAUCAGUAGUCAAAGAGCCGCAGAUCUGUACAGUUCUGGUACCAGGCUCUGGAGGAAAGAGGAUCUCGAAGACAUAGAGCAACAAUUGCUCCAGUCCUAUGCGAUGGAAAGAUUUUCAGUCCGUCGAAUAGAUGGAAGCAUAAUCCAAAUCUACAAUUCGACGGCUCUUACUAUUGCUCAACUUUGUCGUGGCAAGGAACCGUUGCCAUUACUUGCUCAGGACCCAGAGUAUACGGAAGUCACAGAAGACAUACUAAUCAAGAAGGGAUUCAAAAUCGUUGGAACUCACGGUGCAGGAGGAUUCGCGGAAAUUGACGAGGACUCGAUCAUAAUAUCCCCAUUUGCUGCCGCGCCAGUCAAGCAAAUCAUCGCUGAUCUUGCUUGGCCUUUGCUCAUCAUCUCCACCGGUUUCGAAGUCUUCAAUAGCAAUGAGAAACCAUUGGCAGAUGCUGAAUCUCCGAGAACAAGGCAAAUGUGGCUUGAUUAUGAUGUCUAUAGCCUUCCCAGCCAUCCUGAUGACGUUGAGAUAUGCUCUGCUCUGAAAGGAUUGCAUUUGUAUUGUAGACGCCAACAACAUCUGGAUAUACGAGAAGCCUGAGUUCAUGAGGAAGGCACUACGGAGCCAAGGCAGAUUUCAAGAGCCCAGCAACCCAGCACCUGUAAGUCAGGGCGGGCUGAACCAUUUGACAGGUCGUAAUGGCUAGGAAUA
Messenger RNA from Aspergillus homomorphus CBS 101889, 954 nucleotides. RefSeq lists its product as uncharacterized. The coding region runs from base 199 to 843 and encodes 214 amino acids. NCBI's taxonomy places the organism in Eukaryota, Fungi, Ascomycota, Eurotiomycetes, Eurotiales, Aspergillaceae. The transcript is spliced from 2 exons. The record is from RefSeq and is a predicted model, not a curated record.